Messenger RNA from Pipistrellus nathusii (Nathusius's pipistrelle), 1035 nucleotides. Lineage: Eukaryota; Metazoa; Chordata; Mammalia; Chiroptera; Vespertilionidae. The record is from the annotation of a GenBank genome assembly.
AUGAACGGCCUCGGCCUCCCGGGCGCCUCCGGGCUGGCCGCCAACCGCUCCCUGGCGGCGGACCCCUGCGGCCGGGAGACGCGGCUGGAGAAUGUGCUCUUGGCCUCCUUCUACCUCCUGGACUUCCUCCUGGCGUUCGUGGGCAACGCCCUGGCCCUGUGGCUCUUCCUCCGGGACCGCCGGGCCGGCAGCCCGGCCGACGUGUUCCUGCUGCACCUGGCCCUGGCCGACCUGGCCGCCGUGCUGGCGCUGCCCGCGCGCCUGGUCUACCACUUCUCCGGGAGCCACUGGCCCUUCGGGGAGGUGCCCUGCCGCCUGGCCGGCUUCCUCUUCUACCUCAACAUGUACGCCAGCAUCUGCUUCCUCACCUGCAUCAGCGCCGACCGCUUCCUGGCCAUCGUGCACCCCGUCCGGUCCCUCAGGCUCCGCCGGCCGCGCUACGCGCACCUGGCCUGCGCCUUCCUCUGGGCCGUGGUGGCCGUGGCCAUGGCCCCGCUGCUGCUGAGCCCGCAGACCGUGCGCACCGGCCGCUCGGUGGUCUGCCUGCAGCUGUACCGGGAGAAGGCCUCGCCCCGCGCGCUCGCCUCGCUGGCCGUGGCCUUCGCCUUCCCCUUCGUCACCACGGUGACCUGCUACCUGCUGAUCCUGCGCAGCCUGCGGCGGGCGCCCCGCGUGGACACGCGCCUCCGGGGCCGGGCGGCGCGCACCAUCGCGCUGGUGCUGGCCAUCUUCCUGGUGUGCUUCCUGCCCUACCACGCGCACCGGGCCGUCUACGUGCUGCGCCAGCACCGCAGCCCCUCCUGCGCCGCCCGGCGCGCCCUGGCCCUGGGCAACAGGCUCACCUCCUGCCUCACCAGCCUCAACGGGGCCCUGGACCCCGUCGUGUACUUCUUCGUGGCCGAGAAGUUCCGCAGCACCCUCUGCAGCCUGCUCUGCGGCCCCCGGCUCUCGGGGCGGCCCCCUAGCCGGGGAGGGAGGACCACGGAGAGCUCGGUGAGCGCCAGGCCAGAGCUGGAGGCCAGGCCAGAGCUGUGA